Molecule: messenger RNA, 1500 nt
Organism: Aureobasidium musti
Lineage: Eukaryota; Fungi; Ascomycota; Dothideomycetes; Dothideales; Saccotheciaceae
Source: the annotation of a GenBank genome assembly
AUGUCGCGCGCCACAUCAGCAAUCACAUCGGCGGCAUCGCACCGUGUCGUGCCCUCGGCCAACGCCACCACCUCCAAGUUGACCACCUCCGUCCGUGGUCUCGCUACCGUCCAGGAUGCUCCCCCAGUUCAGCACAAGCGUGGUCUCCAGGACCAGGACCGUAUUUUCCAGAACCUUUACGGCCACCAUGGAGCCGACCUCAAGAGCGCCAUGAAGUACGGUGACUGGCACAAGACCAAGGAGAUUAUCAACAAGGGUCACGACUGGAUCAUCUCAGAAAUCAAGGCCUCUGGUCUUCGUGGCCGUGGUGGAGCUGGUUUCCCCUCUGGUAUGAAGUGGUCCUUCAUGAACUUCAAGGACUGGGACAAGGACACCAAGCCCCGCUACCUGGUCGUCAACGCCGAUGAGGGUGAGCCCGGAACCUGCAAGGACCGUGAAAUUAUGCGCAAGGACCCCCACAAGCUGCUCGAGGGAUGUUUGGUUGCUGGUCGUGCCAUGAACUGCACCGCCGCCUACAUCUACAUCCGUGGUGAAUUCUACCACGAGGCCACCGUCCUCCAGCGUGCCAUCCAGGAGGCCUACCAAGCUGGUCUUAUCGGAAAGAACGCCUGUGGAUCUGGAUACGACUUCGACAUCUACAUUCACCGUGGUAUGGGUGCCUACGUCUGUGGUGAGGAGACUUCCCUCAUCGAGUCGCUCGAGGGCAAGCCCGGAAAGCCUCGUCUGAAGCCUCCGUUCCCCGCUGCCGUCGGUCUUUUCGGUUGCCCUUCGACCGUCGCCAACGUCGAGACCAUUGCUGUUGCACCCACUAUCAUUCGUCGUGGUGGCAGCUGGUUCAACUCGUUUGGCCGUGAGCGUAACGCCGGUACCAAGCUUUUCUGUAUCUCUGGUCACGUCAACAACCCCUGUACCGUCGAGGAGGAGAUGUCCAUUCCUCUCCGUGAGCUGAUUGACAAGCACUGUGGUGGUGUCAUUGGCGGCUGGGACAACCUCAAGGCCGUCAUUCCCGGUGGUUCAUCUACUCCCAUCCUUCCCAAGAAGAUCUGCGACGACCAACUCAUGGACUUCGACGCCCUCAAGGACUCUCAGUCUGGUCUCGGUACCGCCGCCGUCAUUGUCAUGGACCAGAGCACCGAUGUCGUCCGCGCCAUCGCUCGUCUGUCCAAGUUCUACCACCACGAGUCUUGCGGUCAGUGCACUCNNCCCUGCCGUGAGGGUUCCAAGUGGACCGAGCAGAUCAUGCACCGUUUCGAGAAGGGUCAAGCCCGCGCUCGUGAGAUUGACAUGAUGCAAGAGCUCACCAAGCAGGUCGAGGGCCACACCAUUUGCGCUUUGGGUGAGGCCUUUGCCUGGCCCAUCCAGGGUCUGAUCCGCCACUUCCGCCCCGAGCUCGAGGCCCGCAUCCAGGACCACGCCAAGGCACAGGGUGGUGAGGCACUUGCUGGUGGCUGGCACCACAACUCUCACAAGGAUGGUCUGCUCGUCUCUCCCGGCCAGUAG